Rhinolophus ferrumequinum (greater horseshoe bat) is the source of this 1609-nucleotide messenger RNA. RefSeq names its product polycomb group ring finger 2 (gene PCGF2). The transcript is spliced from 11 exons. Gene Ontology annotation, molecular function: promoter-specific chromatin binding. Gene Ontology annotation, cellular component: PRC1 complex. Gene Ontology annotation, biological process: negative regulation of transcription by RNA polymerase II. The coding region runs from base 226 to 1263 and encodes 345 amino acids. The record is from RefSeq and is a predicted model, not a curated record. Lineage: Eukaryota; Metazoa; Chordata; Mammalia; Chiroptera; Rhinolophidae.
CGGAGCGAGCGACAGGGCUGCGGCCCCCCUCCCCCCUUCCCUCCCUCCCUCCCAUCCCCCUUCCCCGAGACCCACCGGAUCCCGAACCCAGGACUGGGCGCCCCGCCCCCUCCCCAACCACCUCAGCAGAGCCUCCUCCGGAACACCCCUCCUUGGGCCCCGCCGAAAGUUUGGCUGUAGGGAAGGGUGACGCUCCCCAACCCCCCCAACCCCCGCCCUGGCAUCAUGCAUCGGACCACACGGAUCAAAAUCACGGAGCUAAACCCUCACCUCAUGUGUGCCCUCUGUGGGGGGUACUUCAUUGAUGCCACCACCAUCGUGGAGUGCUUGCAUUCCUUCUGCAAAACCUGCAUCGUGCGCUACCUGGAGACCAACAAGUACUGCCCCAUGUGUGAUGUGCAGGUGCAUAAAACCCGGCCGCUGCUGAGUAUCAGAUCUGACAAAACCCUCCAAGAUAUCGUUUACAAAUUGGUCCCUGGGCUUUUCAAAGAUGAGAUGAAAAGGCGACGGGAUUUCUAUGCAGCAUACCCCCUGACAGAAGUCCCCAAUGGCUCCAAUGAAGACCGUGGCGAGGUCCUGGAGCAAGAGAAGGGGGCCCUGAGCGACGACGAGAUUGUCAGCCUCUCCAUCGAAUUCUAUGAAACUGUCAGGGACCGGGAAGAGAAGAAGGGCCCCCUGGAGAAUGGCGAUGGGGAUAAAGAGAAGCAGACAGGGGUGCGCUUCCUGCGAUGUCCAGCAGCUAUGACCGUCAUGCAUCUGGCCAAGUUUCUCCGAAACAAGAUGGACGUGCCCAGCAAGUACAAGGUGGAGGUUCUAUACGAGGAUGAGCCGCUGAAGGAAUACUAUACCCUCAUGGAUAUUGCCUACAUCUACCCCUGGAGGCGGAAUGGCCCUCUCCCCCUCAAGUAUCGGGUCCAGCCAGCCUGCAAGAGGCUUACCUUGCCCACAGCGCCCACCCCAUCUGAGGGCACCAACACCAGUGGGGCCUCCGAGUGUGAGUCAGUCAGCGACAAGGCUCCCAGCCCUGCCACCCUUCCAGCCACCUCCUCCUCCCUGCCCAGCCCAGCCACCCCUUCUCAUGGCUCUCCCAGUUCCCAUGGGCCCCCGGCCACCCACUCUACCUCCCCCACUCCCCCUUCAGCAGCAAGUGGGGUCACCACAGCUACCAACGGGGCCACCUCGAACUGCCUGCAGACACCAUCUUCCACCAGCAGGGGGCGCAAGAUGACUGUCAAUGGCACUCCUGUGCCCCCCUUAACUUGAGGAAAGGGACCUUCUCCCUCCUUUUCCAGACAUGCCUCUUCACCCCUCCAUUUUUUCUGGACCCCCUUUUCCACUUCUACUUUCUCCAGCUAUUCCCACCUUAGGAGUGGGGGGUGGGUUUUAUAAAUAAAUCUAUAUAUAUAUGUACAUAGGAAAAACCAAAUAUACAUACUUAUUUUCUAUGAACCAACCAGAUUAAUUUAAAUGCCACAGGAAACAAACUUGAUGUGUGUGUGUAUGUGUGGGGGGUGGGGUGUUCAUGUUUAGGGAGUCUUGUGUAAUUUGCUCUACUCUUUCUGGGGGUGCCUGGAGGUGGACUGGAGGGGCCACCUGACGCUCAGUGAAG